CUCUUCACCCCAAAAUCAACCUACAAAAGUUAAAAGUUACACCUUACUAAACACAAACAACUUCAUAAUGGCUUUCCACUUCCGGCGACUUUGCUUCUUCUCAGCUCUUCUUGCCGUGGUUCUCCAACUCCUUCAUGGCGUCUCUGGCCAACUAGUUGUGGUUGAGGAACCUAUUUCUGCUCCUCCGCCUCCGCUGGUCGACCUAAACACCGGUGAUGGCAUUGUGCCGGCGCUGUUUGUCUUCGGUGACUCUCUAAUAGACAAUGGGAAUAACAAUAACAUUCCUUCCUUUGCCAAAGCCAAUUAUUUUCCUUAUGGCAUUGAUUUCAAUGGCGGUCCGACCGGUCGAUUCUGCAAUGGCUUAACGAUGGUCGAUGGGAUUGCUCAACUAUUGGGGCUGCCACUGAUUCCGGCCUACUCGGAAGCUACCGGAGAUCAAGUACUUCGUGGUGUCAACUAUGCUUCCGCAGCCGCGGGGAUUCUUCCUGACACCGGAGGAAACUUUGUGGGACGCAUACCUUUCGACCAGCAGAUUCAUAACUUCGAGACAACACUAGAUCAGGUGGCGAGCAAGUCCGGUGGUGCAGUGGCCAUUGCGGAUUCGGUGACUCGAAGCUUGUUCUUCAUCGGAAUGGGAAGCAACGACUAUCUCAACAAUUACUUGAUGCCCAAUUUCCCUACCCGUAACCAAUACAACUCCCAACAGUUCGGUGAUCUCUUGGUUCAACAUUACACCGAUCAGCUCACCAGACUAUAUAAUCUUGGUGGUCGGAAAUUUGUAGUGGCCGGACUUGGAAGAAUGGGGUGCAUUCCCAGCAUUCUAGCUCAAGGAAACGACGGUAAAUGCUCGGAAGAAGUGAACCAACUUGUUCUUCCUUUCAACACAAACGUUAAAACAAUGAUCUCUAAUCUCAACCAGAAUCUCCCGGAUGCUAAAUUUAUUUACCUCGACAUCGCUCAUAUGUUCGAAGACAUCGUUGCUAACCAAGCAGCUUAUGGUCUUACUACUAUGGACAAAGGAUGUUGUGGAAUAGGAAAAAACAGAGGACAGAUCACUUGUCUUCCCUUUGAAACGCCUUGUCCUAACAGAGAUCAGUAUGUGUUUUGGGAUGCUUUCCAUCCUACAGAGAAAGUUAAUCUCAUAAUGGCAAAGAAAGCGUUUGCUGGUGACCGCACUGUCGCGUACCCGAUCAACAUUCAGCAAUUGGCUAGUCUCAAUUAACGAUUAUGAAGACUAUCAACAAGACAUAAAAACUUGGUGUUGUCUUUGUAGUUUCUUUUUUGUAAGGUUUUGAGUCAAAUCUGUUUUCCUUUUAAGACGUUUUGAAAACGUCUACUGUGUCACACUUAACGGUCCAAAUCAAUGUACUCAUCGUUGCUUCCUUUGUUUUCUUAAAUAUCAUCAAUUAUAAAAUUACAAAAAACACACAAUCUUUUUCUUUUUUUUUAAUAAAUCACACUAAUCCUGAAGCCUAUGGAGCUUCGGAGAUUCAGUUCUUGAUAUGUAUUUAAGCAUCAUCCAACCAGAAAUUGUUUAUACCGGCGGAUAGGGUUAAGGACAGAAUUUAACGCCGGAGACACCAUAGUUACGGUGACUAGGCACCGUGAAAUGACGGAGUCUUCCCUCUUGCUUCGUCAUGUAAUCUCUACACAAAAACUCCAUUGAGAACUCAUCCUCCACUUUCCUAUCCACAUCAUGCACAAACACAGCCGUUGUCUCUUCCUCAUCCUUCCGUCUCCUCGCGAUCAUCCCCGCCGUGUAAAUCGCCGACAUCCGUCCCGGAGCUUCUUCAUGAAACCCCGUCGGAGCAUCCACCAUGAUUAGAUCCCACUCUGUCUCGUAAACCACCUCCGGUAAGCCCUUCAACGCAAGC
Molecule: messenger RNA, 1874 nt
Organism: Arabidopsis thaliana (thale cress)
Lineage: Eukaryota; Viridiplantae; Streptophyta; Magnoliopsida; Brassicales; Brassicaceae
Product: GDSL-like Lipase/Acylhydrolase superfamily protein
Exons: 5
Coding region: 68-1222 (384 amino acids)
Cellular component (GO): extracellular region
Molecular function (GO): hydrolase activity, acting on ester bonds
Source: RefSeq, marked reviewed